Messenger RNA from Nematolebias whitei (Rio pearlfish), 1752 nucleotides. It is a transcript of the gene plg, whose product is annotated as plasminogen. The coding region runs from base 1 to 1662 and encodes 553 amino acids. The record is from RefSeq and is a predicted model, not a curated record. Gene Ontology annotation, molecular function: serine-type endopeptidase activity; signaling receptor binding. Gene Ontology annotation, biological process: proteolysis. The transcript has 13 exons. Gene Ontology annotation, cellular component: extrinsic component of plasma membrane. NCBI's taxonomy places the organism in Eukaryota, Metazoa, Chordata, Actinopteri, Cyprinodontiformes, Rivulidae.
AUGGACCCGUACAAGGCAGCCUUUCUCCUGGGAGCCUUCAUCAGCGCUGCAUCGGAGCCUCCCACCAUUGUCCCUGAGCUGACCUGUAUGACCGGUGAGGGUAAAGCGUACCGUGGCACAGUGGCUGUAACGGAGAGCGGUAAAACGUGCCAGAGCUGGUCGGUUCAGACACCGCACAGACACAACCGCUCACCUGAAAACUACCCCUGCAAAGGCUUAGACGGUAACUAUUGUCGUAACCCUGACAAUGAGAGGAAGCCCUGGUGUUACACCACCGACCCCAACACUCGAUGGCAGCACUGUAAUGUGCCACGCUGCCAAAACAGCCCUGACCCAGACGAAGCUGUGAUCCCCACAGAAGAGGACGACUGCUACGAGGGGAACGGCUCCACUUAUCGAGGAAUAACGUCAGAAACUGUCAGUGGGAAAAAAUGCCAGUGGUGGAGCGGCCAAGUUCCUCAUUCACAUCAAAAAACUCCAGAACAGUUCCCCACAGCGGACCUCAGGAGGAAUCUGUGCAGGAACCCCGAUGGAGACCAGGCCCCCUGGUGUUACACUAUGGAUCCCAAAGUUCGUUGGGAAUAUUGUAAGCUGGAAAAAUGCUCCAAGACUACAAGUGUACCAUCCACAAAGCCUCCUGGUCAUGUGCCCACCUCAACCCCUGCACAAGAAGACUGCAAGGUUGGAAAUGGGGAAACAUACCGAGGUUCAACCUCCAUGACAAAUCUGGGAGUGACUUGCCAGGCGUGGAGUGCUCAGAGCCCACACCAGCACACGUCCUUCACACCACAAACUCACCCAACUAAAGGUCUGGAGGGCAAUAGCUGCAGAAACCCAGACGGUGAUGCAAAUGGACCGUGGUGCUACACAACGGACACCUCCAAGAAGUGGGACUACUGUCACAUCCCCGACUGUACUACGAUGAACUGCGGGUCUUCAGCCGUCAAACCGAAGCGUUGUUUUGGUCGUGUUGUCGGUGGCUGCGUGUCCAAAGCUCACUCGUGGCCCUGGCAGAUCAGUCUCAGAACCAGCUCGGGGAUCCAUUUCUGUGGAGGGACUCUGAUCCACCCUCAGUGGGUCCUCACCGCUGCACACUGCCUGGAGAGGUCCACACGGCCCACGGCCUACCAGGUAGUCAUGGGUAUCCACAGGGAGGCCGCCACGGAGCCGUCGAAACAGCUGCGGCUGCUGGAGAAACUGGUGCUGGAACCGAACAGAGCUGACAUUGCUCUGCUCAAACUGAGCAGACCUGCUGUAAUUAAUGAUAAAGUGCUGCCUGCUUGUCUGCCCGAGAAGGACUACGUUGUUCCCAGUGGAACCGAAUGUUACGUUACCGGAUGGGGUGAGACUCAAGGUUCUGGAGGUGAGGGUUACCUGAAGGAAGCUGGUUUCCCUGUGAUCGAGAACAAGGUGUGCAACCGUCCAUCUUACCUGAACGGCAAAGUUCGAGAACACGAGAUGUGUGCAGGAAACAUUGAAGGAGGAGUCGACAGCUGCCAGGGUGACAGCGGAGGCCCUCUGGUUUGUUACGCUCAGAACACGUACGUCCUGCAGGGAGUGACAUCAUGGGGUCUGGGAUGUGCCAACGCCAUGAAGCCCGGCGUCUACGCUCGAGUUUCCAAGUUUAUAGACUGGAUCGAUCAAACCAUUAAAGCCAACUGAAAGCAUCCACGAGGAGUUGAUGUUAAUUAACGUAAAUGAAAGCGACACUCAAUGAAAAUGUAUUCUAAAAAUUCAUGUCCUUGUUUUUGA